AGGCCUUUGCCAAACAACUGUCACAGACUCAACGGCACAUUGAUACAUUAAUCCUUCGCAUAGAUUUGGCGUUACUGACUCUCUGUAAACUCUACACCGCAAAUGGACGAAGAGGAAGCUGAACUUCGUAGUCCCUUUCCCUCACCUCCAUCUCACUACAACAACUAUACAUCACAUAACCUAAAGUUACUUACUCUGCUCAAGGAACGAGUCGGGGAUCAAAAUGCUGAUCUCGGGAUAGUGAACCAGCACGAAUUACUCUCAGAUCAAACCGAUGUACCCACAUGGUCGCUGGCCCAGCUCGAGAAACCACGAGUAGACUGGGUCCUUGAGGAAGGCCACUAUAGCGUCUUCGGCGAUACGUGGUUUGUGAAAGAGACCAUCCCGUCUCUAGCUGAACUGGGUGGACAUCAGCUCUACCCUCCUGACCCGAGUGUAGAUCGGCGGCCUGCGCUUCUUGCUGUCCUGAGGUCCAUGCUGGUCACGUACUCCAAUUUGACAAACGCAAUUGUUGCACCACCACCACCACCUUCAUCCUCGGCACAACCAGAAUGGCAACGCCAGCUCGAGUGGAUAACGAUACUUGCCCAGAAUCUGAUGGCAGCUGCAAAUGAUCUACGGCCCGUCCAGGCUAGAGGAAAUCUUGAACUCAUGAUGCAACGACAGCUGGAGCUGAGGCGUGAGGAAACAAAGAACAUUCACUCGCAAUGCGAUACUCUCGAAGCUCGACUGUUGGAGCUACGUUCUUCAGCUCAGGAAAUGGCGGGUUCAGAUCAGAGGCUGAUUGCGAAACCUAGCAGUUCUCAGACAUCUACGGCUAACGUGUCCCUUGAAGACAUGUUGCGUUGGGCAGAAGAGGUCCCAUAAGAUUCUCAGGUUCUCUUCUGGAGUGGUCGUGACACCUGCUCAUGUUGGAUGUAGUGUUCAAUAAUCUGCUGGUAGCGAAUGUGUUGGGUGGUGGUCAUAUCGUCCAUUACUUUGUCCCUUGUUCACCAUUA
Molecule: messenger RNA, 998 nt
Organism: Suillus plorans
Lineage: Eukaryota; Fungi; Basidiomycota; Agaricomycetes; Boletales; Suillaceae
Product: MED7 protein-domain-containing protein
Exons: 7
Coding region: 103-867 (254 amino acids)
Biological process (GO): regulation of transcription by RNA polymerase II
Cellular component (GO): core mediator complex; mediator complex
Molecular function (GO): transcription coregulator activity
Source: RefSeq, a predicted model, not a curated record